This is a messenger RNA of Nyctereutes procyonoides (raccoon dog), 2117 nucleotides long. It is a transcript of the gene PRPS1, whose product is annotated as phosphoribosyl pyrophosphate synthetase 1. The coding region runs from base 138 to 1094 and encodes 318 amino acids. The transcript has 7 exons. The record is from RefSeq and is a predicted model, not a curated record. Gene Ontology annotation, biological process: ribonucleoside monophosphate biosynthetic process; purine nucleotide biosynthetic process; 5-phosphoribose 1-diphosphate biosynthetic process. NCBI's taxonomy places the organism in Eukaryota, Metazoa, Chordata, Mammalia, Carnivora, Canidae. Gene Ontology annotation, cellular component: ribose phosphate diphosphokinase complex; cytoplasm. Gene Ontology annotation, molecular function: magnesium ion binding; ATP binding; ribose phosphate diphosphokinase activity.
CGCACGCCAGGCGGGAAUGUAAGAUGGCGGAGUAGCCACGCGAAGCGGUUAGCACUGAAUCUCUUGGCCGACUUCAGGUCCCGUCUCAGCAGCAGCCGUGAUCGCUGAGCAGAGAGUGCCUAGGGUAGGCAGCCAAGAUGCCGAAUAUUAAGAUCUUCAGCGGCAGCUCCCACCAGGACUUAUCCCAGAAAAUUGCUGACCGCCUGGGCCUGGAGCUAGGCAAGGUGGUGACUAAGAAAUUCAGCAAUCAAGAGACCUGUGUGGAGAUUGGAGAAAGCGUACGUGGAGAGGAUGUCUACAUUGUUCAGAGUGGUUGUGGCGAAAUCAAUGACAAUCUAAUGGAGCUUUUGAUCAUGAUUAAUGCCUGUAAGAUUGCUUCAGCCAGCCGGGUUACUGCAGUCAUCCCAUGCUUCCCUUAUGCCCGGCAGGAUAAGAAGGAUAAGAGCCGGGCUCCAAUCUCAGCCAAGCUUGUGGCAAAUAUGCUCUCUGUGGCAGGCGCGGAUCAUAUUAUCACCAUGGACCUGCAUGCUUCUCAGAUUCAGGGCUUUUUUGAUAUCCCAGUGGACAAUUUGUAUGCAGAGCCAGCUGUCCUGAAGUGGAUAAGGGAGAACAUCUCUGAGUGGAGGAACUGUACAAUUGUCUCACCUGAUGCUGGUGGAGCUAAGAGAGUGACCUCCAUCGCAGACCGGUUGAACGUGGACUUUGCUCUGAUUCACAAAGAACGGAAGAAGGCCAAUGAAGUAGACCGCAUGGUGCUGGUGGGAGACGUGAAAGAUCGAGUGGCCAUCCUAGUGGAUGACAUGGCUGAUACCUGUGGCACAAUCUGCCAUGCGGCCGACAAACUUCUCUCAGCUGGAGCCACCAGGGUUUAUGCUAUCUUGACUCAUGGAAUCUUUUCUGGCCCGGCCAUCUCUCGCAUUAACAACGCAUGCUUUGAAGCAGUCGUAGUCACCAAUACCAUACCUCAGGAGGAUAAGAUGAAGCAUUGCUCCAAAAUACAGGUGAUCGAUAUCUCCAUGAUCCUGGCAGAAGCCAUCAGGAGAACUCACAAUGGGGAAUCAGUUUCCUACCUGUUCAGCCACGUCCCUUUAUAAUAGAGUAACUGCUGAGGCUUUUUACAAAUAAAGUGAACCCCACCCCUUUGUUUUCCCCCUUGGUAUUUGAGGACAGAUUCAGCAGAAGGCUCAGCUUGCUCUGGUGAAGCUUUCUACACCCCUCAUCAGGGUAUAUUAGUAUUUCUCCUAAAUUCAGAGAAAGCUUGAGAUUAGCUGCUGAGAUUUCCCCGCCUGCACCUGCCUUGUCUCAUUCUGGCUUGAUGCUGUGAGGCUUGAGGCUUUAACUACCGCUGAGCCCACAGCAAGAUUUCAGGCUUUGGAAGGUGUUGUAUAGGGGUGUUUGAAUGUUCCCCUGGGGAGGGGAGAGCACAGACUACUUUGCAUGUGAAUACUUCAGGGUUUCCUUUGUUCAGAACUACUGACAACAAAGCCCCGCCCCCUUUCCCCCUUUCCCCCCAACCUGUGACAAGUUCUCAAAAGCCUGCAAAAUGACCGCAAGAACCCUAGGCAGCCCCAGCUCAGGCUGCUCAGUCCUGUAAAUCUGGAGCCAGUGGGCAACUUACAGCGUGAGCAGAUCUCUGGAGUGGGGGUGGGGGGUGCCUGGGGGUAGGCAGCACACAGGGCAGUGAAUGCUUCUUGAGAGGAAAAAGCCUAAUCCUUCAUCCCCUCCAGUUUGGGGACUGUGUUGCCUGGAUUUUCCUUUGUACCUGUUCUUUCCAUUUGGCUUGCCCUUCAGCCGUCUUGCCCUUCCCCUGGUCAGAUGUCCUCUGGGGCACAAAUGUUCCUCGUACCACAGUCUUCUGGAAAGCAAACUCAGCUUCCUGCUCCGUAAUCUCUCACAUUGACACGAGAUUAUUUUUUGCCAUAGCAUAAUCUUCCUUAGCCCACUACCGCUGUGGUCAUAGGUUUUAGGUGGGGUUGUAGUGCCUUUUGAUUAAUUUAAAUAUUUCAUCUUUCUGCCAUCUAUUUGGCCUCUCCAAUGACCCGAGAUUUCUGUUAAAAAGACUGAUGUUACUAUCUCUUGUAGAGGAAACUAAUAAAGUGUCUGUGUGUGAUUGUGAA